Messenger RNA from Rotaria sp. Silwood1, 2373 nucleotides. The record is from the annotation of a GenBank genome assembly. NCBI's taxonomy places the organism in Eukaryota, Metazoa, Rotifera, Eurotatoria, Philodinida, Philodinidae.
AUGAUAUACAUAAUUCUAUUCUUAUGUAUUGUCUCCAUUGAAUCAUCUCAUUUCUAUGGUGGAACAGUAACAUGGCGUCCGAUGAGUAAUACGGACACUAGUUCAAAAGUUGCCAUUAUGUUCACACAAUCAUAUCAAUGGCGACGAUCUUUCGGUGCUUCAACAUACUGUGACCAAACUGUUAUAACGAAUCAAUCACCUAAACUAUCCAGUGGAACUAAUACACUUCAAUGUAGAACGACUCCUUCUAGUGCAUGUGGCUCUUAUUCUUCAAUAGACAUUGGUGAAUAUUGCACUGAUUUCAGUACUAUCGUUGAUUCAAGUUCAGGACAAAUUUCAACAAUUCAAAAUAUCACAGCUGGCUCAGUAUUCUGCGUAUCUUUUCAAGGUAGCGCUUGGAUCGGUUUACAAUCAUCAAAUUGUGGUGGAACUGGAAGAAAGAAACGGUUUUUUUUUAGUGGUUCAGGAACGACAACAACUAAAAGAACGACAGUAUCAACGACAACUGGAGCUAGUUGCUAUAGUACAAGUGCUGCAUGGUCAAUCGGAUGUUGUCUUGAUUUAACAGUUAGGUCAGAUGGGUUCAUUAACACACCACCGGUUGCUACGGUCCUAUCACGUGCGUAUAAGCUAACUAUACGUUUUUUUCCAACUAUUCAAGUUUCAAUCGAUACAUUAACUAAUAUAACGAUUCCAGUGAUUGAUGCUGAUAAUGAUUAUACAAGUUGUCGAUGGGCUCAAAAGACGACUACUUUUGAUGAGUGUGGUGAUGUUUGUCAAACAGCACCCGGCAGUAUCCUUUAUGAUGAAGACUGUGUGGUGACAUUUAACAGUACUGGCAAAAGUGUAGGAGAAUAUUAUGCAGUAACAUUAAUGGUUGAAGAUUUCUACGAUCAGUCUACAUAUACACCAUUUAGUAGUGUUCCUAUUCAAUUUUUAAUACAUAUUGUAAAUACUUCUAGUUGUUCAUUAAAACCUACAAUUAACUCGACACUGUCUGGAUGUACAGCAGUUGAAGUUGGUCAAACAUUUAAUUUUACAUUGACAAUUAUUCAAGGUUGUACUGGGACUACCAUAUUAGAUUUCUUCAGGACACCUCCUCUCUAUAUGAUCAAAAGUAGUGUAGUACAAGUUGGAACGACUAAUACAUGGGAAGUCACUGAAACAUGGACCCCAGUGACAUUACAGAUAGGAUCUCAAGUUUAUUGUGCUGUAGUCACUGACAGUUUGGAUAUACAAUCAGAUCAAUAUUGUCUUACAUUCAGAGUUGUUUCUGCUGGUUCACCCCUUUCAUGUGUGACAAAUACGUCAAGUACAAAUGCAGCAGCAAGUAAUACAAGUGCAGAAACCGGUUCCAAUACAAAAAACGAUGCAUGGAUUAUUGCCUUGUCGGUAUUAGGAUUUCUUUCUCUAUUGGGUUUAUGUUGUUGCUGUUGGUGGUGGUUGUUUGCUAAAGGUCGUCGUCAUCGAACAGCUAAAGAAAAGGACCACAUUUUAAAAUACUCGUCGAUGAAUGAGCAAAAAACCGAUCCAUUAGAAUCUAGUUUUGGAACCCAGCGACAAUUAGUAUCUGUUAAGAACCAACCUAAUCCCAAGAAGACAAUAUCAAGAAAGAGUCGCACAAUUGAGCCAUUGAAUUCGAAGAACGGUAUAUCAACAAGUAGUGAACCAAUAACUAAUAGUGCACUGAUAAAUGCGCCUUAUUCAAGCUCUAUUUUUGACAUAGCGAAAAAUAAAAGUUUUCAACAACAACCAAACAUACAAAGUAUGAGUUUUACGUCUGCAACUGGUAUCAGUCUAAUCGACAAACCUUUAGCAAAUGAAGAAAAUAAAAAUAUUAAACCUCCAAAUACGAAUGAUGAUACUGAGUUGAGAAAAAUUAGUACCAAGAAAAACUCGUCUUCAAAGAUGAUGAAAUUAUCAAAAAGGAAUUCAAUAGGACCACGUGAUCAUAGUAUCGAUGCAUCAAAAUUAGCUGGUUCAUUUCAAUCAAAUACACAGAUAGCAGGUGAUUUAUUGUCAAAACCACGACCAUCUGGUUCAGUUAGUGUAAGCAAAGUAAAUCGAUCAAGUUUACCUAAUAAAGAGAGUUUCUUACAAAUAACGAACGAUAGUUUGUUGCCAACCAAAAAAAGACAAACUGUAGAAAUGAAUAUGAUUAAGAUACCUCAAUCAAAUGUGACCUCUCACAUGCCUAAUGAAGGUAAUGUCAAAGCAGCUAAAUUAUCAAAAUCAAUAAACGUUCAAGAAAAUUUAUUACACACAAGCAAUCACCAACAGCACGAUAAUGUCAAUAUUUCAAGUGAUGGUGUAAAAAAUAUAUCUGUCUCUGUUAAAAACUUGCCUCGUGUAAAACUAUCUACAAAUACAUAA